This is a messenger RNA of Drosophila rhopaloa, 5144 nucleotides long. RefSeq names its product alsin homolog (gene Als2). Lineage: Eukaryota; Metazoa; Arthropoda; Insecta; Diptera; Drosophilidae. The record is from RefSeq and is a predicted model, not a curated record. The transcript is spliced from 5 exons. Bases 278 to 4741 code for a protein of 1487 amino acids.
GGAACUUAAAAUAGCUGGCCACACUCAGUCGCAGAAAUCAUCACAAAAACAUGAAUUAUAUUAGCCAGUAAAAAUCAAGUGAAAAUCGAACUUUUGGUACCGUGACAUCCAAAAUUGCGUUCCAAUUUGCGGCGUAAUGCGUUCAAUGGUGCUUCGAGCGCUUAGCGGAGAUCAGAGCAACUGCAGCAUGUGAGAACAGUUUGCAAGCAAUUCGAGCAAUUGCGUCGUGUUACAAAACCUUGGCCCUGGUUAAAUCCCCCACAACAACUCGCGCAUUAUGGCCAGUGCAGCGGAUGACUCAACAUCCGUGGGUCAGGAGGAGCAGGAGUCCUUCUCCAUUUUCCAUGAGGGCAGGACCCUGCAGCUCCACUGGCGCGGUCUGCCUCCCUUGCGGCGGGCUCCCGCAUCGCGGAUCUGCAGCAUUGGCGAGGGCCUGCUCCUCCUGACUACCGACCACGCCCUAUACUCCGCUCAGCUGCAGGCGAACCGCAGCCACCUGGACCUGCAACUCCUCCGCACAGAUGUGGUGGAUGUGGACUUCUGUUCCGGCCGCCAGGAGCUGUUCGUAGUUCUGAGCAGCGGCUCCGUACAGCGCCAGGUGAUAGGAUCUGGCCGGGAUGUGGGACACCCGCACGCCUGGCAAACCCUCGGCUUUGACCCUCUGGAACUGCUCGCCGAAGGCGUUCGCAUUCGGCGGGUUUGCUGCUCCGCCCAGGGCGUUGUCUUUGUCGGCGCUGGGGGAGAAACCUAUGUCAUGGGCAGCUGCGGAGAGGUCUUUAAGGCGGAGCAACAACCCCGCCACAUGCGCUUAUACGAAGAAGGCAAGGAACUGCUCGACUUAGCAGCCGGAAACGAGCACUUUGUGAUGCUGGUGGCCCCCUACAAUCUGGCUGACGAUGUGCUACAGCUACAGGUGGCCAAUGCAAAGGAGGAACCAGAGGACGAACGGGCCUCUGUGAAAUCCCUCAGCAGUGACAACUCAGAGCGCAGCUUUGCGGCCAACACGAGGCACCUGCUUCACCAGGGAUACGCCCUACUUCACACCCAACUCUUUACCUUCGGAGCAUCCAACAAUGGGCUUCUUGGCACCGGAGAUCAUAUCCGGAGAGCCAAUGUUACGCGCCUUCAGAAACUGGACAGCAUGGGCGUGUGCAGCAUUGCAGCCGGGUUGGAGCACACUGUGGUUCGCACUCUGGACGGAAGACUUUACCACUGGGGCCUCAACAAUCACUCCCAGUUGGGCGAGGAUGUAAGCUCGCCCAUGGAGAUUACCAUUGCGGAUAACGUGGCAUCGCUUCCUAUAGAGCAGAACUCGGCUCUGGAAGCAACUUGCGGGGACUACCACACGCUGCUGCUGAAGGCGUCCGGGCAGAUACAAUCCCUCCAGCCGCCACCUCCAAUGCGACACCUGCAGCAAUCCAGCACUUAUGCCCAGACGCUCCUCCAGCUUCAGCUGGGAGCUGCGUGGCCGCGACAACUCCGACUGCUCAUGUGUUCCGGGCGUUACACUGUGCAAAACCAAAGGCAGUUCCAGCGACAGUAUCACUACUACCUAAGCCACCUGCAAUCGCAACUGCAGCUGCUGCUUAAGCACCGGCAGGCAGUCCAAACGCUGGAAAUCUGGCAACGGCAAUCUGCGCUGGAAUCGAUCAGCGUCCUUGGUCCGCUGUUGGUCUGUUGGGAGCGAAUGCUAUGCCUGCUGGUGGCGACCUUGCAUUCGCUAGAGGGAUUCUACCGGGCGGACUUUGUGCAACCCGCCGAUCUGCUGUUCAUCUGCCACUACAAGGAGUACAUCGACCUGUUCGAUGCAUACACGAAGUCCUAUUGCGAUGUGUACUCGGUGAAUGGAUUUGGUGAAGCGGUGGCUGCAAUCGCUGGACUUAGCAGCCCGUUGGCCGAGCUAAACGAGGAGAGCUACGUCAUUCGGUUGUUCCAGCAACCCUUUAGUAUCUACCAGCUGUUUGUUCAGUUCAUGGAGCUGCUAGUAAAGACGCAGCCAGAGUAUGGAGAGCACAGGGUGGCCUGGUCUGAGUUCGCUAGGCACAGCUGCAUCAGCCAGGAGCUGGCCGUGAAUACCAAGGAUUUCUGGAGCAGCAACGACCGUAACCCCAGGAUUGUUCAGUUUAGAAAACGAGAACGAAGGGUGAUCCUCACGUCAGCCCUAGUUCCAUUAAAACUAGUCACCUCCGCCAUCAGCAUUUCCAGCAACAGCUUCAUCCUCUUCUCCGACUUUCUGUGCCAGGUGGGCGGCAAUUCGCUGUACUCCUAUCCUUUAACAACCCUGUGGGUCUGGACCGAGGGCGAUCUUUGCCUGCGAUUGACAACGCCGGAAAAGAGUUUCCUGGUGUCCACGCGUUCGCAGGAAAUGCGCAAGGUCUGGCUAGACCAACUGCAGUCGAGCAUUGUUGCAUCUUUAGGCAGGCCGCUCGGUAGUCCGGUGCCCAGUACUCGCUCCACAGGAUACGAGUUUAGUCGGGAGCAUCCGAAGUUCUCCCGGGUCAAGGCAUGCGGCACCUGGAGGAAGGGCGUCCUCCACGGGAACUGCUACCUGGAGUAUCCAGACGGGAGUGUCUACUGCGGGGAACUGCAACAUGGCGUCAUCGAAGGCUACGGCAAGAUGGUGAUUCCGUCAUCGGGCCUGUAUGUGGGCCACUUCAAAGGUGGGCGCUUCCACGGCUACGGAGUCUACGAAACCCACAGCAAGGAUUCUCCCGAAAGUGAAGUGUACGAGGGCAACUUCUGCGAGGGUCUGUUCCACGGCCAUGGGAUGAUGCGAAACAACCGAUACAUCUACGUGGGCGAGUACCAGGCCAACGCCCGCAGUGGUUACGGCGUGAUCGAGGACCUGGUUAGCGGAGACAAGUACAUGGGCAUGUUUGCAGACAACAAGCGUUCGGGGAUCGGCAGCUGCAUCACCAACCGAGGCGACUACUUCGAGGGGAGCUUCUCCGGAGACGAUCUAAUGGGUAGUGGGGUUGCGGUCUUCGAGAAUGACUAUUACUAUGAGGGCGAACUCACUCUUAACGGUCCCAACGGGCGGGGGGAGUAUUACAUGCCCAGUGGAGAUGCGUGUGGAGGAAGUGGAGUUAUACCGGCCGGGGAGUCCGAUGACACCUGCGAGCUGAUCGGCAACAAGAUGUUCGGACAGCUCAGCGGCAGCUGGGAGACGGUGCGCAUACAGGCUGGCGAGCUGGUGCUAAAUCGACGCUUUCCCAAAUACCCCAGCUCACUGGGACGUCAAGUGGUGGAUCACAAUCGCAAAUGGCGCUCGCUGUUCAACAACUUUGAAUCCGACCUGGCCAAUUGCACGGCGACCAACAGCAGCUCAGGAGGUAUUCCAUCAGGAGGUACCCUCAGGAAAUCCUCGAAACCAUCACUCAGCACGGCCCAACUCUGGAACUGCAUUGCAGUGUACAUGAGCAAGCAACGGGCUCGGGAGGGAGCCAAGCCUGGGAACUACUUUAACAACAUCCUGCUCAGUUUGCCGCUGCCACAGAAGACUUCUUCCCCGCUGGCGAAAGCGCGGACUACCACAAACGCACUUAGCAAGCUGCAAACGGAGGCUGCAUCGGCGCUGGACUUUCUGGGAUUUCCACCACGACGCAUCCAUUCCCAAGAGACACUUAACAGCAAGCCUGGUGGAUUGCAGAGGGCGGAUAGCUUGCUCUCUAUGGGUCACAAUUCAUCUCGUGACUUGGACACUAGCAGUCUGGCCAGUUUUCAGUUGGACCCAACCCUUCUGAACAGCACUGUCAAUGGCGAAGAAUCCAGCACGCUUAACGAAAGUUUUUCAAAAUUAAGUCACAACAACAACAAUAACAGCAUUUCAAAGCACAUGAACAACAGCGAUUGCUCCAUUACCUCGACCACAUCCACGACGAGUGCAAUGCUGGAGCAGGUGCCCAGUUUUGGAAUGGCCUCGGUGCUCACAGAGCAGGAUGUGGCCUCUAUACGCUUGUACCUGGAGCAGGCUUUCAAGGAUCGCCAUCAUCCGCUGUACGCUUUGAACGACCGCAUCGCGAACUGUUUUCACUAUUCAUAUGGCUACUGGAAGGUUAAACCCACCCCGAUCCUGGCUAAACAGGCGAUGAGAGAGUGGGAGUCUAUAUCAAGACGCAUUUACCGCUUUGUACGCAAGAUGUUUCCUGCUUUGCCCGAGGACUAUUGUCAUAUGGAGGGAAGCAGGGAGGUUAUAUCGCAUAUUACCCUGCUGUACCCUUUGGUGCUAUCGGAGGGAAUCUACUCAACCUUAUUUGUGUUGUACGCAAAUAAGUACAGUCGAAAAGACGAAAUGUACCGGCAGAAUCUGAAUCUUGCCGAGAAACUUAAGGACCAAGAACUUGUUGAACUUAUGGGCCAUGAGAGUUUCCUCCAUAAUGUGAUGCUGGACCCUAAAUUCCAGGAGUCAGUCCAGACACUGAAGGAACUGCAGGAGAAGUUUAGUCCUCAGGACAUGUUGACUGUGAUACAGCGCAGCACGCAGCUGCUAACCGAGGCCUACGAGCACGCCAUGGCUGAUAAUGCCGCCCAGCUCAAUGCGGACAACAUGAUACCGCUCACUAUGCUCACAAUGCUGCGCGCUGCGGUUCCCCACUUGGGUGCGGAACUGGCUUUGCUGGACGAUCUGACGGGUGGGCCCAACUUCCAGGCCGAGAUGAAUGGAAUGGCCGGCUAUUGCUACACCACACUGAAGGCCGCCUAUGAACAUGUGACCUUGAAAGCCUUGCAAAAGAAUCCCUGAGCGGACUUAGCCCAAAGAUAGCAGGUGUAAUAUUUAUCGUUUUUUACUUGUUAAAUCUAUUGUCUCGGUAGUUGAUAAACCCCGAAAAUACGGGGCUUUAAUCGAAAGGAUAAGUUAAAAGGGAACUGGUAAAUUCUUUGUUGGCACUGUGAAGCUUAGGUAAAUUGGAACCGCUACUGUAGAUUUCCCGUUUGUAGCCUGUAUAUACCUUUAAAGACGAAACUCCCUCAUAGAAUUAUGGGAAUCGAUCCUGUACAGAAGCUGAUGGAAAGUUUCUAGAUCAGUGUAGGAAAUGUGUAUCUAUAUAUUUAUGUAUGUAUCUUUAUCUGUUUUGUAUAUUCUAAGUUAACACAUUAACAUUCCGAUUACUCACCAAACCAAAUAAAUAAUCUACACACAUGAA